Ectocarpus siliculosus is the source of this 3036-nucleotide messenger RNA. The record is from the annotation of a GenBank genome assembly. Lineage: Eukaryota; Phaeophyceae; Ectocarpales; Ectocarpaceae.
AUGGGUGAGAGGGCGGAGGAGUCCACCGUGGGCAUCACACACUUCAUUACGGAGAACGACACUGGCUUCUCCGGUGUGCUGAAGCAGCGCUACUCCGACUUCGUCGUUCACGAGGUCACGCGCGACGGUGAGGUUUGCAAGGGCACCGAUUUCCCGGGGCUCCUGCGGCCCAUCGAGCACGAGCGGCAGCCGCCGCCGCCCGCCCACGGCCAGCCUACCGCCGACGCCGCGCAUAAGGAGACCCCCUCUGAUAGCACGGCGUCACCGACAGCUGUGCGUGGUUCUGAUGCGGUUGAGGACGGCUCGAAGGACAAGGAGGGGGAGGGCAAGGGUAAUGAUGAGGGCGGCUCGAAGGAUAAAGAGGGGGAGGGCAAGGGUGAUGGUGAGGGGGGCGCCGUGGAUGGUUCGUCAGGCGGGGGGAUGGAGGAGGAGGAGGAGGAGGAGGACGCCAGGCGUGCGAGGGAAGAAGAGGAGAGAGAGAGGAGGAGAAAGGAGGCGGAGGAAGAGCUAAAGAAGCAGGCCAAGAGCGGUGCUGAGACCCUGCUGCCCGUGGUCGGAGAGGAGGUUGCCGCCAAGGUGGAGGCGUUCAUGUUGGAGGGCUUGGGGGUCACGGGCAAGGACAAACGGACGCUCACGCUCCCCACCACCGACAAGAACACCCGGACAAAGGUGUACGGCCUCCUGAAGCAAAACCUCAGCAAGUACCUGCUGGCGGUCACCGUCGAUGACCCCGCCUCCGCCCCGCCUCCUACGGCCUCCAAAACCGAAAUCCCCGAGGCCAAAGACGCCGAGGACGGCGACGCUAAGGCAACGGCGGGAGCCAGCGACAACAAGGGCGACGCCGGCGGCGAAGCUCCCGCCGCGGAGGAAGGGAACGGUACGGAAAAACCGUCCAGCGAGAAGGCAGGCGAGAACGGGGGCGGCGGCGGCGGCGGGGAACCGGCGGAGAAGACGGCGGCAACUACGAAGGCUUCGGCCGGCACCCCCGCUGCGGCGAAGAAGCCUGAUCCGAACGGGCCCAAGUGCGUGCAGCUCAAGAUGAAGCCCGACUGGCGAAGGGUCGACGGCGGCAACAAGCGCAGGAGGGGCGACCUGGACAGGUCCGGGCGGGGCGGAGGGAGGGGCGGGGGCGGCAGGCGCUGGGCGUGGCCCGAGGGGCGGCCCGAGUUCUGCCGGUUCGUGCUCUACAAGGAGAACAGCGACACCAUGGGAGCCGUCAGCCGCAUUUGCAAGCACUUGCGGUUCUCGAGCAAGGUCGUGGGGUACGCCGGGACUAAGGACAAGCGGGGCGUUACGGCGCAGUGGUGCACCGUCAAGAGGAAGUCUAUCGAGGAGCUCAGGAGCUUCAACCGCCCGCUCGGUGCUUUCCAGGGGUCGAUCGUUCUCCUUGGGAAUUUCUCGUACGUGGCGGAGCCCCUCAAGCUCGGAGACCUCUCCGGCAACCGCUUCGGCAUCGUCCUCAGAAACCUCACCCUGCCCAGCGGCGGCGGGAACGGUACCGGGAACGGUGCAGAGAACGGUGCAGAGAACGGUGCUGGGGGGGGGCAGGACGCCUCGGCUGACGAUGCGUCAAAGAAGGAGGCCGAAGACCCUGAGGCGGCGGUGGUCGAAGCCGGCGCUAAGCUCAAGGAGACCGUGGACCGACGCUGCGCGUGGGUCAAGGAGCGGGGUUUCAUCAACUACUUCGGCCUCCAGAGGUUCGGGUCGGGGGGAGCACCGACGAGCGAGGUGGGGCUGGCCAUGCUUAAGGAGGACUGGGCGGGGGCGGUGAGGCUCAUCAUGACGCCCAGGAUGGGCGAGAACGAGGCCACGCACGCGAGCAAGGUACACUACCUUAAGAACCCGACGGACAUCCAGGGCACCCUCAACAAGCUGCCGUUCUUCAUGGAUGCCGAGAAGAGCAUGAUGCAGGCGCUGCUCAAGGGCGGCCCCAACGCUCACAUCGACGCCCUCAAGGCCGUGCCCAAGAAUCUUCAGCUCAUGUACCUGCACGCCUUCCAGUCCCUGCUGUGGAACCUCGCCGCCUCAGAGCGCAUCAAGCUCUACGGCAGAGACGCCGCGGUGGAAGGCGACCUCGUUUUCCCCCGAGACUCACCCGCCGCGGCCAUCGAAGACGACGCCACCCUGGUCGACCCUGCGAUAGGAGCCGCCGCCGUCGACGCCGCUGAGGGGGACGGCGACGGAGAAGAUGAGGGCGGGGAGGGGCAGCAGCCGGAGGCCAAGCGGGCCAAGACAGCGGGGUCCUCCCUGCCCCCGGUGCACGUGGUGACGAAGGAAGACGUGGAGGAAGGGACCUUCCGUGUUACCGACGUCGUGCUCCCGAUGCCCGGGUCGGGGGUGACGUACCCUACGAAUGGCGUGAAGGAGUGCUACACCAAGGCGUUGGAGGAGAGGGGUGUCACGGAGGCGUGCUUCAGCUCGUCCACGCAGAAGGCCUUCAAGCUGGGGGGCGCGUACCGCAGGCUGCUGCAGGUGCCCAAGGACAUGCAGUGGGAGCUGAAGCGCUACGACGACCACACGCUGCACCUCAUCAACACCGACAUCGACGACCUCCUCGACAUCGACGACGCUAAGAUCGCCAAGGAGGAUGCCGAGAAGAAGAAAAAGAAGGAGGAAGAGGCUGAUGGCGAGAAACAACCUCCCUCCGCCAAGAAGGAGGAGGGUGACUCAAAGGCCACGACCCCCGACGCAAUGGACGUGGAUGGAGCGGUUCCCGAGAGCAACGGCGAGGCAUUGCGGCCGGCAUUGCGUGGUGGCCGUUUCCACGGCCUGUGUCUCCACUUCACCCUCCCGUCUUCGUCCUACGCCACAAUGUGCCUCAGGGAGGUGACCCAGCAGGACACAAGCACCAUCUUUCACACGAGCCUCAACAGCCUGUCUGCGGGACAACACCCUGCCAAAAGGGGCUCUUCUGCUGCUGCAGCCGGCGCCGGAGGAGCGGCGGCGGCGGGCGCGGAGGGGGGCGAGGAAAGAGACGAGGAGAAGGCUUCGCCGCCCAAGCGUGCAGUCAUCAAGAUCGGAUCGAGCUUGAAGUAG